UGUUUCUUCUCUGAGAAUAUUUAGUAAAUAAAAUUCAUUCUCUAAGUUUAUAGAAGUAUCGUUCAUAAAUAUAUAAUUUAAGAAAUUGAUAAGUUAACGAUACAAAAGUUUUUUGUUAUCUUAUUUAAAAUUUAUGAUAAAAUUUUUGAAUAGGAUAAUCAAUAUAGAUGCAUUUAGCUCCUAAUAAUUCCAUGUGGUGUUGCUAAAGCUUAUAGUUGCCUUAUAAAUAUGGAUUUUAAAAAUUUCAAGUUCAGAGACGAUGGAUUAUACAGAUUUUUUUUUUUUUCAUGGAUAGUGGAUUUUUAAAAAAAAAAACUGGUCGUUUGAAUAGAUAAUCACAAGCGCCUUCUCAUAGCCAAUAGGAUAUUUUUAUGUGCCGCAAUGAUAAGGCUCAUUUCUACAUCAUGUCUAACCUUAAGAUAAUACUUAGGAGGGUAUUUAAAUACAGUGUCGUGAGAUUAAUUAUUAUUACUAUCUAUUUAUAUUUUUAAGAAGAAUAUUGGCUUAAUUUUCCUUAAGCCAAGUCACUUGGGCCGGUCCAGAGCGAGGCCCGGGAUCGGGCCAAUUGGAUUUCUAGAAUGAUCCUGUCUCUUCCAGGCUUCAUUAUCUCCGUCUCCAUCUCCUCGAUCACCUUUGGACUUCCAGUGAUAGGGUUUCUGCUGCUAUAAAUACGCACCCAGAAGACAACGUGAAAAAGGUCCCCGUCUUCUGCUUCAUCGUCGUCCCCAAAUUCCAACUGCGAUCUCAUCCGCCUCGAAAACCUAGUUCCUCAAUCGUCGGGAUGGGGAAGUCCGGCCGCCGGAAGAAGAAUGCAUCCCAGGCUCCUGCGCCCGCCGCAGCGGGUGCCACUACCGCCGCUGCAACGCCGCCGUCGAAGCCUCCGCAGGCGACGCCGAGUAAUGGUGUUGUGGAGGUGGACGUGUCCGUCCUCUUGAAGCGUGCCCACGAGCUCAAGGAAGAGGGCAACCGGCUCUUCCAGGAGAAGGACUAUGGAGGCGCGCUGGGGCAGUACGAGAUGGCGCUCAAGCUCACCCCCCGCGGCCACCCGGACCGCGCUAUCUUCCACAGCAACCGUGCCGCCUGCCUUAUGCAGAUGCGGCCGAUCGACCACGAGGCCGUCGCGGCGGAGUGCUCGCUGGCGCUGCAAGCUCAGCCGGGAUUCCAGCGUGCGCUCCUCCGCCGCGCCAGAGCCCUCGAGGCCCUCCGAAGGUACGACCUCGCCCUCCAGGAUGUCCACGCGCUGCUCGCGCAGGAUUCCUCCCACCCCGACGCCCUCGAUCUCGCUCGCCGCCUCCGUGCUGCUGCUCCGACUUCCCCUUCCGCCGUCGAUCCCGGAAGCCGACCCUCUCCCGCAGCCCUAGGGGCCUCCGUUGUUCAGGUUGGUAUUCCCGUUUCUGGUCUCGGCCCUUGCCUUCCUGCCCGCCCCAAAAAGGCAUCCACGUCCACGCAGCCUUCACCCACUGCCAGUAAGCCAGCAGUUCCUUCUCAAAACCAUCAUCUCCCGAGCUCAUCAUCUCUUCCUAACGGCCCCCAGACGAAAUCCCAGCCCCUUCGGCUGGUUCCCUCUACGCUUCCUAAUGGUGAGACCCCUUCCCAAUCAUCACAAAUUGUGUCACCUAGAGGCAGUUCACAGCAUAGUGUCAAAAAGAAGACUUUAAAAGCAGAGUCUAUCCGUUGGAGGCCAUUGAAGCUCGUGUAUGACCAUGAUAUCAGGCUUGCCCAAAUGCCUGCAACUUGCACCUUCAAGGUUCUAAGGGAUAUCGUGACUAACAGAUUUCCUUCAUCCAAAUCUGUGCUGAUAAAGUACAAGGAUGCUGAUGGAGAUCUUAUAACUGUGACCAGCACUGCAGAGUUAAGAUUGGCAGAAUCCUUUGUUGAUGAGAUCAAUAAGAAUGAAGUAAAGGCAGGUUCUGGAGUUGAUAAGGACGAUAAACUACAAUUGUUGCGGUUGCACAUUGUGGAGGUGAACCCUGAGCAAGAACCUCAGGUUCCUGAAGAUGAGAACCUUCUGGAGGAGGAAGGAAUGAACAUUGACCAGAGUGUUUCAGAUUCUGUGAAUGGGGAUUCCAUUGAAGAAGCAAUGAGCAAUGAGGUCAUAAAGACAGGUCUGGAGGCAAAAGAAGUUGCAAAAGAUAAGGUUGGAGUGCUACACAAGGGAUGUGAUCAUCCUGAGUGUAAGGAAGUCGAUAUCGAUGAUUGGUUGUUUGAAUUUGCUCAACUGUUUAGGAAUCAAAUUGGGAUUGAUGCUGAUGCACAUUUAGACUUGCAUGAGCUUGGAAUGGAGUUGUGCUCUGAGGCACUUGAGGAGACAGUGACAGGAGAGGAAGCUCAAUGCCUGUUUGACUUAGCUGCAUCUAAGUUUCAGGAAGUGGCAGCCCUAGCCUUCUUCAACUGGGGGAAUGUGCACAUGUGUGCUGCAAGGAAACGCAUCCCUUUGGAUGAGUCUGCACCUGAAGAUGUUUUGGCUACACAGCUUCAAACUGCUUAUGACUGGGUCAGUGAGCGAUAUGCUCUUGCUGGUAAGAAGUAUGAAGAAGCUCUUAAAAUCAAGCCUGAUUUUUUUGAAGGUUUGCUUGCUUUGGGGCAGCAAGAGUUUGAAACAGCAAAGCUCCAUUGGUCUUUUGCAUUGGCUAAGAAGCUUGAUCUAUCAACUUGGGAUUCUUCAGAAACAAUCAGACUAUUUGAUGGCGCAGAGGAAAAGAUGAAGGCUGCUACUGAUAUGUGGGAGAAGGUGGAACAGCAGAGAAUAAGUGAGCUUAAAGACCUUGGAAAAAGCAAGGAGGAGGAGUUGUUGAAGAAGAGAAAAAAACAAAGAGCUGCAGAUGGUCACGGGGAGUUAUCAGCUGAGGAGACUGCAGAGCAGGCAGCGGCAAUGAGAUCUCAAAUACACCUGUUUUGGGGAAACAUGCUCUUUGAGCGUUCCCAAGUUGAGUUUAAGCUUGGUUUUGGCAACUGGAAAAAGAAUCUUGAUGCUGCUACCGAAAGAUUCAAGCUAGCAGGGGCUUCUGAAGGGGACAUAUCCACAGUUCUUAAGAAACACGCAUCCAAUGAAACUGAAGCACAGUGCGAUGAGAAGAAAAUUACAAUUUCAAACAGUGAAGCAUCUGAAUCAAAUUCAAAGGAUGAGGAUAAACAUAUGCUGGAAAAUUAACAUUUGUAGGACUUGGUUAUCGAUCAGUGAAAUGGAAUUUCAUAUAGCUGUUUAUCUUGCGCAGAGGUCUAACUUUGCAUUCUUGGAAUCAUCUUAUUGGCAGCUGUGGUAUAUUUGACUUUUUAAUGGAGCAAGUUUCUGCUGCUCUGGUCAAUGAGGAUUGCUGAACCUCAUCGAGAACACUCCAAUUGUACAAGCAUUGCUGAAACCUCGGAACCAAGGUUGGCGUCCUAGUUCGGGUAGACUGCAUUUUUAUCGUUUAAAUUUGUUACCGAAAACUACAUUAUCAUUACAUUUAUUUCAGACUCUUCUUGUUCAACACACUUACCACUGGAAUUAUCUCUACACAACACUUGAAUUACUAUUCUAUUGUGUGUUUACCUAUCA
This is a messenger RNA of Zingiber officinale, 3538 nucleotides long. Its product is annotated as protein CLMP1-like. NCBI's taxonomy places the organism in Eukaryota, Viridiplantae, Streptophyta, Magnoliopsida, Zingiberales, Zingiberaceae. The coding region runs from base 782 to 3151 and encodes 789 amino acids. Gene Ontology annotation, molecular function: protein binding. The transcript is spliced from 2 exons. The record is from RefSeq and is a predicted model, not a curated record.